Molecule: messenger RNA, 948 nt
Organism: Canis lupus familiaris (dog)
Lineage: Eukaryota; Metazoa; Chordata; Mammalia; Carnivora; Canidae
Gene: OR6K8
Product: olfactory receptor family 6 subfamily K member 8
Biological process (GO): G protein-coupled receptor signaling pathway
Cellular component (GO): membrane
Molecular function (GO): G protein-coupled receptor activity; olfactory receptor activity
Source: RefSeq, marked inferred
AUGGAGGGUGCAAAUCUGUCAGCAGUGAUGGAAUUUGUCUUCACUGGCUUCCCCCAGCUCCAGGAUGGUGGCCUCCUGUACUUCUUCCCCUUACUCUUCAUCUACGCCUUUGUUGUCGUUGGGAAUCUAUUGAUCUUCUUUGCGGUCAGGAUGGAUGCCCGCCUCCACAACCCUAUGUACAACUUCAUCAGCACCUUCUCCUUCCUGGAGGUCUGGUACACCACAGCCACCAUCCCCAAGAUGCUCUCCAACCUGAUCAGUGAGAAGAAGACCAUCUCCAUGACCGGCUGCCUCCUGCAGAUGUACUUCUUCCAUUCCCUUGGGAACACUGAAGGAGCCCUGCUGACUGUCAUGGCCAUUGACAGGUACGUGGCCAUCUGCAACCCACUCCGCUACCUGACCAUCAUGACCCCUCGGCUGUGUGCUCAGCUCUCUGCAGGCUCUUGUAUCUUUGGUCUCCUCAUCCUUCUACCUGAGAUUGUGUGGAUUUCUACUCUGCCCUUCUGUGGCCCCAACCAAAUCCAUCAGAUCUUCUGUGACUUCACACCGUUAUUACGUUUAGCCUGUACUGAUGCCUCUGUGAUCCUGGUGCAAGAUGUGAUUCAUGCUCUGGCCAUUCUGAUAACAGGUCUGAUCAUUUCCCUUUCCUACAUCAGAAUUGUCACCGUGAUCCUGGGCAUCCCUUCUGCAGAGGGCCGUAAAAAGGCCUUCUCCACCUGUGCCGCCCACAUUGCUGUCUUCCUGCUAUUUUUCGGCAGCGUGGCCCUCAUGUAUCUUAGAUUCUCUGCCACGUAUACACCAUUCUGGGAUGCUGCCAUUGCUCUGACCUUCUCUGUCCUCUCCCCCUUUUUCAAUCCCAUUAUAUACAGCCUGAGAAAUAAGGAUAUGAAAGAUGCUAUUAAGAAACUCCUUUGCCCUCAAAAGGUGUUUAAUGUACCUGGUAGGUGA